AUGGAGAACCGACGUUUGACAUCGGUUCUCCAUCGUCUCGACAUUUCUCUACUCACUACUCCCUUCGCCCUGCAGUUGCGAUGUACGGGCCGCAUAGGCGGCUGCGACAGAUGCCGGGCCAAAUUGAUCGCCUGCGUGUUUCCCUCCACCGAGACCCUGAGCCAUGCCGCCCACAAUCACAACGGGUCCAUCUCCAGUACAACUUCACGGACCAGUCAAAGACGCGGCCCGCCCGCGAUCCGCGCAACCGGCUCCGUGCCAGAGCCACCCGCUCUCUCCAAGUCUCCCAGUCCUCCGCAGGCGGUGGACCCCCACGCGCCCAGCCAGAUGCGAACCCCUGCAUCGCAGAGGGAGGCCUUGUUCGACAGUAUGUUGCCGUCUCCGCUGACAGACAGGGCAAGCGCUAACCCCCCGGCAGUGGACUGGGAUAGCGAAAUGUCGCAUCUGCUGAUGGACAUCGAGGAGCUCAGCGGGUCAACAACUCAGCUCAAGACGGCCAAUUUGGCCAACGGGUUGAACUCGCGAACCGCUGACUCGUACGACUCUUCCAAUCCGGAUGAUCAGCAAUAUGGGGCGGGACCGACCCGGCUCGACCUCCAUCGAUGGACAUACAGUGAGGGACCGGCGUCCUCCGCGGCUGUCAAUCACUCGGCUAACGAAAGCAAAAACACACAAUUAGUGCUCGAUACGACUCAGAAAUCUCCAACACUUCCCCCGGGGUCCAGACCCAGACCCAAUGUAUCAGGCGCCUUCGCGCUCGACCCCCUGAUGGCCCGCAACGAGCCAGCGGCGGAACCCGUCAUUCGCGAUCUAUGGAUGGAGGAUUUCCCCAAUUCCAAUCCCCGCGCACCGCCGGCGGAUCCCGUGGUGGAUCCUGCAACAGAUUCCACAGGCCCCGGAGCCAAAAGCGACGGGUGUUCCUGCAUGCACAACGCUGUCCGCGUGGUGCAGCAGCUAGACGACGACGACUUCCAUAUCACGACGCUGUCGCUGGGCCAAGUGCUGCAGCUCCAGAAGUGGAUCAUCUCCCAGUGCUACAAACCCCUGGACUGUGUGACGUGCAAGUUUCUCCCCACCGUGCAUACCGUCCUGGUAAUCAUCUGUGAUCGCCUGACCGAGAUGUUCGAGUGCAUCCACAAGCGCAUCAAAAAGGCCAACCAGCGGAUCUCGGGGCUCACUGAUUUUAGUGACCAGUCAACCUCGGCCAGCUCGGACUCGCUAUCUUCGACGGAACGAUCGGGUGAACUAUACUGCACGUCCUCGCAUGUCGCGGCCGGCAAGGCCAACUGUAACCCCGAGUUAUUUUCAGCGGACUUCCCCGCCAUGUACUCUACAGAGGAGCAGGUACACAUGAUCCGUGUGCUCUUAAAACUGCAGGUGAGGAAUUUCCGGGCGCUGCUGAUGCGCGUCGGCAACGCCAGCCAGAUCACCGGCAGCGAAGCCCGCCAGGCCAAGAUCAAAUCGAUGAUCAUCCGGCUGGGCCGCGCUGCGUCUGAUAUUGAUAAUUCCUUACAGGCGGUUUUGCAGCUUUUCGCUGUUAGCCAUCCAUAG
Messenger RNA from Penicillium macrosclerotiorum, 1551 nucleotides. RefSeq lists its product as uncharacterized. The transcript has a single exon. Lineage: Eukaryota; Fungi; Ascomycota; Eurotiomycetes; Eurotiales; Aspergillaceae. The record is from RefSeq and is a predicted model, not a curated record. The coding region runs from base 1 to 1551 and encodes 516 amino acids.